This is a messenger RNA of Lates calcarifer (barramundi perch), 4051 nucleotides long. RefSeq lists its product as uncharacterized. The record is from RefSeq and is a predicted model, not a curated record. Gene Ontology annotation, cellular component: nucleus. NCBI's taxonomy places the organism in Eukaryota, Metazoa, Chordata, Actinopteri, Centropomidae. Gene Ontology annotation, molecular function: exonuclease activity; nucleic acid binding.
GCUUUAACGUCUUUUAACGGUCGUGUCGGGACUGGAGUAGAGUCUAUAUAAGUGAGGCUGGCAUUCCUCGUGUUUCAGUUGGACCCACCACCUGUUGGUCGACGCCCAAUUAGUCGAAUUAAACGGUUUUGUGAAUCGUGAAAAGUGGCGUCUUUGCUGAUGUUUCCCUCGUCUGGCCUUUUUGCUGAUAUAAACUGCCCUCUCUCGAAACGUGGGUUUUGUGAGCGGCCUCACUGUUCGUACAAACAUGCUACAGAAGUGCGGGAUGUAUUUGGUGCAGCGUGUAAAUCAGCGAUAGUCCACUCAGCAGCAGGAGUCCAAAAUGGCUACCCAUCUUUUGCCUGUGGAGCACUAGUGGGUGAUGAGACCAGAGACGACUGCCUCCAGGAGCUGGAGCGGAUCAACAAGGAGAUCGAAACCGUAAGGCACGAAGUGGAGCAGGAGCAAAAGCGUCUGUCGCGCUGCCAGAACAUACAGGCAGACGAUACAAAUGCUGUGCCUGAUUUCUCUGCUUGUAAGACUGCAGGUCAACGUGUAGACAGAAGUUCAUGCACAGACUUCACUAAGACGUACUCCCAAGUAAGGAAGUACGUGGUUGACAACUCAAAACCAAGGACUGAUUUGGAGUAUGACCCUCUGUCCAACUUUUCUGCUGACCUGCGGUCUUACAGUUCAUCAGGGAAGGAGCAGAAAGUGAAAAAUGGAAAUGGUUUGAAAAGGGAAAGAGAGGCUGUACGCUGUGACCAAAAGAAACCAGCUGCUCAGGCUCAGCUUUCCCAUCAGUCAUCUCCAGAGCCACUUGAUGACUCCUAUGACGACAGUGUCCUGAUAAUUGACAUUCCUCCCUCGCCUGACAACAAAAGAGGUCGAACCCAGAAACUCAGUUGUGUUACUGGCAAAUCCCAGAGUGCAAUAGAAGAAUUGAAGGAGGUCAAAGCAACGCCUACUUUAAUUGAUUCUCCCCCGCUCUGCCUUGCAAACGCUGAAGUGUGCCAGGUCACAUCUCCAUGUGCAUCGAGAGUCAAGGUGAAUAAAGUUUAUAAUCAGUGUGUUGUUGACAUACCAGUUGAUGGGAGUGUAGUUGACUUAACUGGAUGUGUAGAAGAUCUGGAAAGCAAAUGUCAGAAAGUUACUUGUUUUCAGGCUGCUGAAACAGAAGAGAACAAUCCUGAACCUGCAGGUCUUUCUGCCUCCACAGACCAGCAAGAUAAGAGUUGGAACAAUCUGGGGAAAGAAGAGGAAGAAAACACAUUUCAGGUUGAGCUGUCCUAUAGUGUUGAGAAAAUGAAUCCACUGCAGCCACAUAAUCUUCCAUCACAGAAUUCACUUUUUUAUAACGCUCCAGCUGCAAAUGUCAACUCACCAUGCAGGCAACACACCAAGCAAGCCGAGCCAGGUCAGAGCAGAGUUCAUAACUACUGGUCUCCCAAGCAAAGUGCACCAUCAUUGGUGCCACACAGCCAGAAAAUGACAGGCAAAAUACCAGGACAGAUGCAGGGUAGAGCCAUCAUUAACCAGACCUCAUCUGUAAGACACCAGGAGCAAGAACCAGAACCAGCUUCAGGCAGCAACCAGUUUCAAACCCGACACCCUUCAUCAACAUCUGGUAGCUCACACUGCACAACUCUCAGAGCUGAAUCAUCAUCUGAACCCACUGAGCAGCUUUUGGUGAGGGCAGAUAACGAAGAGGUUAUAAUCAUCUCCAGCUCCGAGGAGGAGGAGCUCAACUAUUCAGAUGUGGAGCUGUCAGACAGUGACCCAAUGGAAGAAUGCUACAGGAUCUUCAUGGAGGCAAAUAAUGAGAAUAAGGGAAAUGAGGAACAACCUGAUGUGUCUGUUGCAGCUACAGAUGUGGAGAAGCAGGAGUUGAACACCACACCUCAGGCAUUAGCAGGAAAGAAGAGAGUUGCUCAUGAAGCCAAACAUACAGAGCAGCCAGCAGCAAAGAGUAGACCUCAGCCCAAGAUUUUGGUACCUCUGCAUGGGCCAGCAGCUUCAGGAUUUGGCUCCCAGUCCUCCAUCACGUCCAGGAUCCAGCAGGUGCAGCAGAGAGCCUCCAUCCUGACUGCUUCAGUAAAAGGUGGUCAGGCUUUUGUUUCCUCCACCUGUCAGAGGACACCAGAGACCCAGACCAUGACUUGUCCUCCCACUCAGACCCCUGCAAACACACAACCUGCUCACGUGCAAAGUGCUUACAUGAACUACCUAUCUUUUGGAACUGCAGUGAUUGAAGUAGGCAACAACUUGCACUUGAUCCUCCCAGAGGGCGCCUUCCCUCUGUCCGCUACUUCAAGCUCCAGCCCAGUUACUUCUGUGCUGACCCCAGUCAGUCCAGUGCAUAUGAGCUCUGUCAGUGUGAAACAAACAUACCAUCCAGCUGCAGUUACCCCUCUGCAGAGAUACCGUGCAACAGCACCUCUGCUCAUUCCUGCUCCGAUUCGUAAACCUAUGCUGACCUCUGCUGCGGCACAUUCAAGUCCAGCUGCCUCCACUCAGCCUGCUGCCCAUGCUGCUGCUGAUAAGCCAGUGCGUGCUAAACGUAAACAGAAGCAGCAGCCCGAGGCCGCCAAAGAUAAAGUGCCCCAUGAUAUCCGACAGCGUUACGUCAACAUGUUCACAGAGGAGUUCCUUAAAACAACAGCCAAUGUCAAUGAUGCUUUUGAAAAGGCUGUAGCUGAAGAGAGGACUGUGUACAAUCGCAGUGUGAACAAACUCAAAUAUCUGAGCAUUGCCGUGAAUUCACUGAAGAGGCUGAAGAACCAAAGUGCUGCUUCAGCUAAAGAUGAAAAUGAGGUCAACAGCCAAAGAUCAAAAGGCAACAUACCAUUUAACCCAAAGAAGUUAAAAGGAAAUGAUGAUAUGGCAUUGUAUGAGAGUUUGAGGGAUUAUAUUUUGACUGAGGGAGAACUGAUUGAGAGCAACUAUCCCAUGCAGCAUCCAGAGAAACCUGGAUCUGCUGCUCUUUUCACUGACAAUAAGAAAGGCAACACAGACUCCCUCAAGAGGAUCUGCUGUCGAUGUGGGGCCACGUACUCUGUGAACCAAACAGGCAAACACACUCGCAAGGAGGAGUGCAACUACCAUUAUGGGAAAGGAAUUGAGAAUAGAGUGCCAGGUGGUGUGGAGACCCGCUACAGCUGCUGUGAAGGAGUCAUGGGAGCACCUGGAUGUCAGGUGUUUAAGUUGCAUGUCCAUGAUUCCCUCAGCCUGGAUGGGUUUGUGUCUACCAUCCCCAGACAUCCCUCAGAUACCAGCUGUCCUGGGGUCUACUCUUUGGAUUGUGAAAUGUGUUAUACUGUUCAUGGUUUGGAGCUGUCCAGAGUCACGGUGGUCAACUCCAGUCUUCAAGUUGUCUACGACACCUUCGUCAGACCUGAUAAUGGUGUUAUUGAUUACAACACCAGGUUUUCAGGCAUCAGUGAGGAGGAUGUGAAGGGUAACAACACCUUCAUCAGAGAGGUGCAGGAGACCUUACUGAGCUUCAUUAGCGCUGACACCAUUCUGAUCGGACACAGCCUAGAAACAGACCUCUGUGCCCUGAAGUUACUUCAUGGGACGGUGGUGGACACAUCAGUGGUCUUCCCCCACCGUCUGGGCCCCCCUCACAAGCUGACCCUCAACAAUCUCACUGCUGAAUACCUCCGGAGGAUCAUCCAAGAGAGUGUGUGUGGCCACGACACUGCAGAGGACGCUGCUGCCUGCAUGGAGCUCAUGUUAUGGAAGGUCAAAGAGGAUGGAAAACUGAAAAAAUGAUGGAAAUAAAACCAAAAAAUAAUCCCCACACUGUUCAUACAUGAAAAAUGUAUCUGAAAAUCUGAAUGUGCGAAGCUCUGUCAGCUCUGUUCUGAGUAUUUAGGAGGGCUGUUUAUUUUUUUUAGUUUGAUUACGUCACUUUAUUUGUGUUAAUAAUACAGUAUUCUCUGUAUGUUUUGAUUUGCAGCCCACAUGUCCAUGCUUGUAUAAAUAUUUGUGAUCGUGCUGCAGCGUGCUAAAAAAAACCUGAAGCAGUGGGGUGUCAUUAAUAUUAUCCAAUUAAAGGCACAGAAUAAAA